This is a messenger RNA of Tetranychus urticae (two-spotted spider mite), 1851 nucleotides long. The record is from RefSeq and is a predicted model, not a curated record. Lineage: Eukaryota; Metazoa; Arthropoda; Arachnida; Trombidiformes; Tetranychidae.
AUGGCUCUAAUUGAAGAUGUUUUUUCUCAUAUUAUUAGUGGUGAUUCAUGGAGAAAUUAUCUCGAUGACAGUGUACCAGUUAAUUUCUACCAUCAUUUUCGGAAUAAUAUUUUACGUUUUAAUAAAAGGUGGAACAAGUCGAUUAAAGUUGAGGAAAGAUCUUUUGGAGUUGGAUUGACAACCUACUGGAUAAUUUGUAUUCGAGUUAAAACCCAAGUUCGUUAUUUUCGUGAAUAUGGUGUUGGUACUAGUCGAAGUCGUGCUUUAGAUACUAGUUCAUAUAGACUCUACAAGUAUUUAAAUGAGCGAUUUGCUCGAUUUAUUCUGCCAUCUCAUAUUAUUGGAUUUCCCAAUAUAAGAGGGCAUUGUUUUUUAAUUUCAGCGAUUUUGCCUUUGUUUCAUUCCUUCCCAUUCGUUCAUAAUCUUAUUGAAGUAUUUGGAAAGCUGUCACUUCGACGAAAUCAUGGUGAACAGAUUACGCCUCCGGAUCAAAGAGAUGAGAUUGAGGUUCCAUAUUACUGGACUAAUUUAUUAUUCAAUUUGUAUUUGAAGUACCAUAAGGUUUCAAUUUCUGGGGUGUUAAAUUUGGAAAACGCCAAUCGUUUGGCUAUGAGGCUGAUGAAAGCUCCGGUGGUAUUUUUACCAUAUAUCGGUGAUAAAGGUGUUGUAGAGCUAGAUCGCCUAUUAAUUAGUGGUUUGUGUUCAUCACUUCGUGAUUAUUGUAAUAAUUUUUAUAACGAGCCUGGAGGAUUUGAGAAGACAGCUUUCUCCGAUAUAAUGUUUAAAUUGAGCUCCGAGGAUGUAAUAUGGCAGGAAGAAUUCUUUCUUCAAUUUAAAUGUACUUAUUAUUGUAGGCGUUGUACCUCAGUUUGUCCUGAUCAACGUUUCAGAGUACCAGUUAUAAAUUUGUGUCCUUUUUACGAGGUGCAAGAGCUGUUGGACGUAGUUGAAGCUUUACUAUCGUGUCAGGAAAUCAUUUGUACUAAGGAAUUGAAUGGUUUUCAAUGUGGUGGAGCAAUUCGAAAGGUUACUACUGGAUUUAUAACAAACAAGCCAAAAGUGAUUUGUUUAAGUGCUCCAGAGGGACUAAAUUUUGAAAAUAUAAAGAUACCUGAAGAGAUAUAUCUGACAGUUGAUGGCGAGAAAAUUUAUUAUGAAAGGUUGGCCAGUAGCAACUGUUUUAAUUGUUGGAAAUCCAAAAAUGAUAAGGAUUAUGGCGCUUUUUAUCACGAGUAUGAAGAAGGCGACAAGCUAACCGGUGGUCAUACGUAUGUUACAAUGAAGACUACCAAAGGAUUUUAUGAGAUUAAUAACGGUAUGUUAUUUACUUUAGAUACUCGACUGUUUCAGCGAAUAACCGCUGGUUCAAUUCAUUUCUUUCAAAGAAAAGAGUAUGGUGUUUAUCUGUCAAAUAUUAAUAUUGAUCAUGUAUAUUUGAAUCCACAUUAUUGAUAUAAAUAGAGAGAAUAAAAAGAGUUUAUUUGUAAUCUUGUUGUAUUUAGUUUAUUAAAAUUAUAUGAAACUUUAUUUUAGUACAAGUAAGUUGUGAUUCUCAUUUAUGAUGAAACAAUAAGCUUGGUGUUUAUGGAGAAAGAGUUAAUUCUCAUUUAUGAAGGUACUUUUGAUCUCUAAGGUUUCGUACAUUGGGAUUUAGGGUGUGAUGUAGAGUAGACGCGUUUACAUUGCUUACAUUGUUUGUGUUUACAUUGUGAGGUGAAUUGAAAAAUUUUUUGUUCAACUGUUAUCUUAAAACCAUUUGCUUUUAUCUGGUUAUAGUCUUCUGAGGAUUCAAGGUAUAAGAAAUUUUUUAUUUCAUCAUUAUUUUGAGUUUUUAUCAAUGAUUUGUUUGUU